CCUGCUGGUAGGAAACCUGUCGCCACACUCGCAGUCUGUCUCCGCUGGUGCAGCUUUGCUUUCCCGCAGCAGCAGCAGCAGCAGUAGCUUCAGCUCAGCCUCCAGCCCCAUUUGCUGCUUUCCUCCGCCUCACAGACACUGCAGCAUCAGCAUCAGCAGCAGCAGGAGCAUCAUCAUCAGCAGCAGCAUCACAGAGGAAGGACGACCCGCGGAGCAGUCUUCAGGGAAAUAAGAGGGAUAUAUAACGUCGCUGAAAGAUGGUGAAACUGGGGAGUAAUCUUCAAGACAAAGGGGCCAAACCUGUGAGUGUGGAGGACGGCUUUCAAAAUGUGCCCCUCAUCACUCCACUGGACGUCGGCAGCCUCCAGAGCCAAGCACCUGACAAGGUGGUGGUGAAAACUCGCACAGAGUACCAGACAGAGAAGAAGAGGCUGAAGGUUCCCAAGGUGGAGGAGUUCACCAUCAGCUUCACCGACGGCGUGUCCGAAAGACUUAAGGUGACAAUCCUGAUCAUCCUGGCCCUGGCUUUCCUCGCCUGCAUCGUAUUCCUUGUAGUUUAUAAAGCAUUCACCUAUGACCACGCCUGCCCAGAUGGAUUCAUUUAUAAGCACAAGCGGUGUAUCCCUGCAUCACUGGAGGCCUACUACGCUGCCCAGGAUGCCAACUCGAGGGGCCGCUUCUACACCGUGAUCAGCCACUACAGCAUGGCCAAGCAGACCACCUCGCACUCUGUCUCCCCCUGGCUGCCGGGAGGGGCGGGGGGCCAGCAGCACGACACUAAACCCCCGGGCGGGGAGGGUCACUGAGCCCGCCGAGUGGCGUCGUAAAACACAUCCAGACACACGCAGACACGAAGACACACAUGCAGACACAGGGAGGGUACAGACACGGGGCGCUCGUGUAGGAGAUUAUGUAGAAAUGUAGACGUGAGAGACACACUUUAACACAGCAGCUACAUAUAGAAUGCCAAUUUAGAGUGAAACAUGCAUGCAGACAUAAAAACACACAACCACAUGCUCGACCAUAUUGUCUGCCCACUCUCUCUCUCUCUCUUUUACACUCUUGGGAACAUCAUCAUCUGUUCAUUUAAACUUAAAUACACAGCGUCUGCUCUCUUGUUAGGUUAUUUACUCCCGUCUUCUAAUCUAUUAUUUAUUGACGGUCAUGAUAUAUUUAUUUUUUAACUGUAAUGUAUGGAUGUUUUGUACGUGACUACGAGGCAACACUUUGUACAAAGGCAUGGAGUCAAAGCUGAAUUUCAUGCUUCUCUUCUGUGAAUUUUCUUUCCCCCCCUCAAGUGUGUAUACUUCACUUACAGUACAUUCAUUUUUCAGAAUAAUUUUGCCUUUCUUGUUCGAGCUCUGUAACCUCAGGCACAUUUAUCAAACACACACACACACACACACACACACACAGGCGUGCGUAGAAGAUCACAUCUAAUUCUAACCCAAACUAAGUCUGUAUGGUCUGGUAUUACUGAAACACAUUUUAUAUACAGUACAAACUCAGCAUCCACAGCAUACCCUGAGUUGACUGAAUGAAUUUUUUCCAUCCUAGUUAUUAGGUAUAGCUUACAUUUAGUGACAAUUUCAGUGUGCUGUGUUGUACAGUUUAUGCCUUGAAAAUCCCCUAGUGAGCCGAACUGUACACAGAAAUGUGCGUUCGGGCUAGUUUUCGAUGUGUGUACCUUGUAGCAGCUUUUAUUAGGAGGUUUUCCCCCCGAUUUAUUUUCUUAUUUUUUGUUUUGUUUUACAAAACCUAUUUAUCCUCGGUGCAAGUUAAUGCUUUCGCUGCAAAUCUUUUCGCUCCAUCAAACACAACGUUGCAGCUAGGAAAAAGAAUAAACUGUGCAUAUCGCCAUCUCUUGCCAAAACUCUCAUUAACUACUGUUGUUUCAUUACGUUUAUAGGUGGGCUUCAAUCGCACUGUUAUUUCCCCUUUCAUUUUGUAAA
Molecule: messenger RNA, 1952 nt
Organism: Solea solea (common sole)
Lineage: Eukaryota; Metazoa; Chordata; Actinopteri; Pleuronectiformes; Soleidae
Gene: nsg2
Product: neuronal vesicle trafficking associated 2
Exons: 5
Coding region: 258-806 (182 amino acids)
Biological process (GO): G protein-coupled dopamine receptor signaling pathway; clathrin coat assembly; endosomal transport
Cellular component (GO): membrane; endosome
Molecular function (GO): clathrin light chain binding
Source: RefSeq, a predicted model, not a curated record